This is a messenger RNA of Aspergillus saccharolyticus JOP 1030-1, 402 nucleotides long. RefSeq lists its product as uncharacterized. NCBI's taxonomy places the organism in Eukaryota, Fungi, Ascomycota, Eurotiomycetes, Eurotiales, Aspergillaceae. The transcript has 2 exons. Bases 145 to 348 code for a protein of 67 amino acids. The record is from RefSeq and is a predicted model, not a curated record.
ACUAGGAAAUGGAACGAAUAGCUUACAAAUUGUCGGGGAGGUGGGAUGACCGGUGGGGGAAGUACUGCGAUUAUUGCAGUAGGACGAUGAUCAGUGCUGAGUGGAAAAGGGAGGGAGCAGGACCCAAGCAUUUAAAAACAGCCGAUGACGGGAUCCUCUGGCGUCAUCCCGAGACUCUCACUAACCUGGGGAGGGUCACUGACUGACAUCCCAGCCAUUCCAGUUCUCUACUUCCAUUUUCUUGCUAAGAUCAGCUAUUUCCCUUGUGCGAUAUUUGAUGGAAGAAAGAAGGAUUCACAGGAGAGCGCAAAGAAAGGAAAACAAAUGAUGAAGUCAGCGAUUGGUUGAAAGGGGAUGUGGGGAAAAGAAAGAACCUCGAAGGAUUGAAGGGAAAAGAGGCAU